Molecule: messenger RNA, 1618 nt
Organism: Engraulis encrasicolus (European anchovy)
Lineage: Eukaryota; Metazoa; Chordata; Actinopteri; Clupeiformes; Engraulidae
Gene: nelfe
Product: negative elongation factor complex member E
Exons: 12
Coding region: 109-1275 (388 amino acids)
Biological process (GO): negative regulation of transcription elongation by RNA polymerase II
Cellular component (GO): NELF complex
Molecular function (GO): RNA binding
Source: RefSeq, a predicted model, not a curated record
GUCAGCCAUGACAUCAUUUUCCUGCGCCUGUGUUGUUGUCGGAGUCGCGAGUCGAUGGAAGGCAUCGCUAUUUCUUGAAAUCAAAAAGGUUACAACUCCGCGAUCAAAAUGGUCGUCUUUCCAAGUUCUCUAACGGAGGAGGAAGAGACAUUGCAAAAGAAAUAUGCCAAACUGAAAAAGAAGAAAAAGGCCCUGUUGGCUUUGAAGAAACAGAACACCACAAAUCAGACCAAUCAAACAGGACUGAAAAGAACUCUGUCCGACCAGCCUGUGCUGGACUCUGCAUCUGCUACCGAACAGGCCAAGAAGCUCAUCAAGUCUGGUGCCAUCAGUGCAAUCAAGUCAGAGAACAAGAACUCUGGAUUCAAGCGCUCGAGGACACUGGAGUGCAAGCUUAAAGAUCCUGAGAAAGGUCCUGUCCCGGCUUUCCAGCCUUUUCAAAGAAGCGUCUCCACUGAUGAAGACCCAUCUGAGGCUGCCAAAAGGGCACACAGAAAAUCUUUGUAUGAGUGCUUUGUUCCGACGAGUGACCGUCCCCGUGAGGAGGAGGAAGGGGGCGGAGCUGGGAUGGCCACGCCCAACCGGGACGGUGACCGAGAACCAGAACGUGAAAUGGACAGAGAGAGAGAGAGGGAAAGAGACCGCGAUCGUGAGCGUGAUCGAGACAGAGAGAGAGACCGAGACCGCGACAGGGACAAGGAUAAGGACCGAGAGAGGGAGAGAGGCCGUGGAGAGCGAGAUCGGGAGCGUGACAGGAGUCGUGAGGACAGAGACAGGAGUCGGGACCGAGACCGGAGUCGGGACCGAGACAGAGAACGCGACAGAGAACGCGACCGAGACCGUGAACGGGACCGAGAGAGGGAUCGAGAACGGGACAGGGAUGGGCCUUUCAGACGCUCUGACUCUUACCCGGAGCGUCGAGGUGCGCGGAAGGGCAACACGGUGUAUGUGUACGGCACGUGCCUGGUGGAGGACAACCUGCGCGCCGCCUUCUCCCCGCACGGCACCAUCAUCGACCUGUCCAUGGACUCCCCCCGCAACUGUGCUUUUAUAACCUUUGAGAAGAUGGAGUCAGCCGAUCAGGCAGUCGCAGAGCUGAACGGUUCUAUGGUUGGAGACGUUCCCAUUAAGGUCAGCAUCGCCAGGAAACAGCCCAUGUUGGAGGCAGCCACGGGGAAAUCCGUCUGGGCCUCUCUGGCUGUCCAGAACAGUGCCAAAGGCUCCUACAGAGACAAGAGGAACCAGGUGGUGUACAAUGAAGAUUUCCUUGGCUAGGAGUUCGUCCAUUUUGCACAUUCCUGUCCUGCACUUGUGCUUGUGGCCUCGCCCCACCUCCGUGGAGAAAACAAUUACGUUUCCUAGCUGUCAGCAGCCUAGCCACAACAACUUUUGGGGGACUGUUUUUCAUUUACCAUCCCAAUUGCAAAUGAGAAAAGGACAUUAGAAUUGUGCUUUUGCAAUGUUGUCAGUGACAUCAUGAGGUCACAAGCAGGCAAGUGAGCAAGGGAGUCUGCAGAUUGGAAUCCACUCUAGGAGUUUGUUGAUUUUAUUAGAGUUGCCCUAGUACUGUUUUUAAUGUACUGCGAGAUAUGGGGCCUAUACUACAAAGCUGGUUCAG